AUGUUGCUUGAAAUAGCUACUCAAUUGACAAGAAUUGUUUUGAUUUUACUGAUGACAUUUGAAACAAUAGGCAAUGUUCUUGAUUUAAUCAUUUUUACAUGCCCUAGAUUUCUACUUUCGUCACGUACAUUAUAUUUUAUUGCUACUGCGAUUGAUAAUAUUCUAGCUAUAUAUCUAGCAAUACUUAAUAGACUUCCUAUUGAUGGAUUUUCUAUUGAUGUUAGAUCUAUCUCACCAAUACUGUGUAAAUUAAGACCACAUUUUGGCCAUAUGGCUUUAGCUUUAUCACCUUAUUUCUUUAUCUUAGCUUGUUUUGAUCGAUAUUGUUCCAGUUCACCAUCACCAACACAUCGUUCUUGGAGUAAUAAAACAACAGCUAAACGACGUAUUAGUGGAGUUAUUAUUCUAGUUGCUUUUCUUUAUGUACAUAUGCCAAUAUUUUUCGAAAUUCAAUCAAAUGGAACAAGUACAAUAUGUUUCCCUCAACAGGAAGUCUAUGAUUCUUUUUGGAGAAUAUUCUAUUUAAUUAUGUAUUGUUUUUUUCCAUCAAUUUGUAUGACUUCACCAACAUCAACAAAUGUAGGUGAUCUUCAUCGACGUCUUGAUCGUAAUUUAAUGAGACUAUUAUUUUCACAUUUUUUAACACAAAUAGCUUGUAUAUUAUAA
Messenger RNA from Rotaria sp. Silwood2, 666 nucleotides. The record is from the annotation of a GenBank genome assembly. NCBI's taxonomy places the organism in Eukaryota, Metazoa, Rotifera, Eurotatoria, Philodinida, Philodinidae.